UUCAUUCUUAGUAAGUGCAAUGAAAAUAUUUAUUUACUCCAAGAGUAUAUCUUCAUUUAUAACGACAAAAAAAAAAAUGCACUUACUAGGCAGCUCAAGAUCCAUUAAAUCUUAUAAUAAAAAUAAUAAUUCAAAAAGAUACUUGUUAUUGAGACACAAAUUUGCCUUGUUAGGUAUCUUUUAUCAGACUCAGUAAUUUAGUAUAUAAAUAAACUGGCUAAUUGGAACAUUUAAUCUCAAACCAAGAAAAAAAAAUGGGCAAAGAUACUACUCCAGUGGUAGAUUUCUCAGGUUUAGACAUGGAGCUCCCAGGAGGCACUCCUGAAUGGGAGACUGUAAAAUUUCAAAUCCGAAAAGCGAUGGAGGAGUAUGGUUGUUUCAAGGCAUUGUACAGAAGAAUUCCUUUAGAGCUUCAACAGGAAAUUCUACACGAAGCGAAAGAGCUUUUUGAUCUUCCUUUGGCAACAAAAAUGCAAAAUGUUUCAAAGAUCCCAAAUGGAGGCUACAUUGGGAAGUCACCUCUCGCACCAUUAUAUGAGAGCAUUGGCAUUGAUGAUCCUAAUUCCUUGGAAAAGGUUGAAAGCUUAACUAAUGCCUUUUGGCCUCAAGGGAAACCAAGUUUUAGCAAAAGUAUGCACUCAUUCAGUAAACAAAUAUCAGAAUUGGCGAAGACAAUAAGGAGGAUGAUAGUGGAGAGCUUGGGUGUGGAGAAGUACAUGGAUGAGCACAUGAAUUCAACAAUCUAUAAACUUAGGGUAAUCAAAUAUGACGUCCCAGAAGAUAAAGAACCAAUGCUUGGACUCGCACCUCAUAUGGAUCCUGGCCUGAUCACUAUUUUGUUUCAAAAUCCGGUUGAUGGUUUAGAGAUACAAACCAAAGCUGGUGACUGGGUUAGCCUCAAUCUCUGCCCUAACAAUUUUCUAGUCUUGGCUGGGGAAUCUUUCCACGCAUGGACGAAUGGGCGAAUGCGUCCUCCGUAUCACCGUGUCACAAUGCGUGGAGAUGAGGCGAGAUACUCGGUUGCCCUGUUUACAAUUUUUAAACCAGGCUACAUAAUAAAAGCUCCACAAGAGCUUGUGGAUGAGGAACAUCCCUUGCUUUAUAGGCCUUUUGAUUUUCUUGAAGUCCUUAAACGACACCAGGCAGGUGCAGGCAAGAAUUCUGAAAACUGUCAAAAUGCUUUUGCACCUUUAAGGGUUCACUAUGGUGUUUGACAUUGUUCCCUUUGAAAGCUAUAGGGAUUCAAAACUUGAGUCUUUCCGUAUUGUUUAAACGGAUCGUCUAAAUCAGAACCCAAAAAAAUCAAGAUUUUAUAGAUAAACUAAUUAGAAUAGGGACAAGAACGACAGAUCUUCAAUUGAGUUAAGAGUCUAUUUGGGCUUAUAUUACCAGAUAUAUAACAUCAACUACACUUUAUUUCAA
Molecule: messenger RNA, 1422 nt
Organism: Ricinus communis (castor bean)
Lineage: Eukaryota; Viridiplantae; Streptophyta; Magnoliopsida; Malpighiales; Euphorbiaceae
Product: probable 2-oxoglutarate-dependent dioxygenase AOP1
Exons: 3
Coding region: 255-1214 (319 amino acids)
Molecular function (GO): dioxygenase activity
Source: RefSeq, a predicted model, not a curated record